CAAGUAUGAUUCGGUACACAGUGAGUUAAAGCAGCGAACUGACCGUCCCACACGACUCGUGGACGUGGACCGGCGAGGAUGGGGCGAGGCCCAGCGAGUGACAACCGGGAAGCAGCAGCUCGGUGGGCAGGGCCAUACUUUCCCGUGAUGUUGGUUGGACGACUGAGGAGGAAAUAAAACAAUUGUGACUGCGUUUCGGAAGACCGCGUGUUCAUUAAUGAUGACCGAAAUGGAGGUGAUGCAUUCCGGACAGCAGGACAUGGAACUGAUCGACAUUCUGUGGAGGCAGGACAUUGAUCUGGGGGCGCGGCGUGAGGUGUUUGACUAUAGCCACCGUCAGAAGGCGCACGAGCUGCAGAGGCAGCAGGAGCUAGCGGAGGAGAAGAGGCUGCACCUACUCCGUGAGCAGGAAAAGGCUCUCCUGGCACAGUUGCAGCUUGACGAGGAGACGGGGGAGUAUGUGCCACGGCUGUUACCCAGCGCACCACUGCAGUCAACUUCCGUGCCAUUGGAGGUUGCACAGGAUGUCAGCUUUACACAGCAGAGUGCUGAGACGUUGUCAUUUGAUGAAUGCUUGCAACUCCUCGCAGAGACGUUUCCAGUUGAGGAAAAUGAGGAUGUGCCUGUUGGCCUGGAAACGAGUGCCAGCAGCUGCAGCGUUUUGACAUCCCCCGAGCAGCCAUCUUUGGCCCCUCUAACACUUUCACCAGAUCCUCUGACAGCACCCCAGUCACAGAAGGAGUCUCUGGAUAUCGAGCAGGCUUGGAUGGAGCUGCUGUCACUUCCUGAGCUGCAGCAAUGCCUGACCCUACAAAUAGAAGAGGCACUAGAGACGACGGCCUACCCCCUUCUAAACAGCACUGAAGCAAAGGAUCCAAACUACUCCCUUUACCCCAUGUCCAGUCCAGGGAAAGAGAAGAAUACUUUAAAUAUGUGUCCUACAGUUUUUAUAAAUACAUUUGAUAGCUCAGUUCCCAACAUCACCCCAGCAGACAAUGCAAACCAAAUCAAAUCAGAAGUUCCCCAGUUAAACACUCAUUUCAACCUUAAUAGCUUUUGCAACACAUUUUACCCUGACCCCAUAACGGAGGGGAGCAGCAGUCAACAGGAUCUUGAAGAAAAAAAAUGCAAUAUCGUGUCCGAUGUUCACACUUUGUACAGCCUCUCACCUGAUACAUUUGAGCGGGGAAGAUGCAAUGUGCCUGCAGAAGUGCCUGACUUAGACUCUGGACUCUCCUCAAGUCCCCACGCAUGCUCACCUGGGAAAUCUCUGUAUGGCGAUGAGGGUUUCGACGGUAGUGAUUCUGAGAUGGAUGAGAUGGAACAGAACCCUGGCAGUGCAAAAUCUGACUACUCUGAAAUGUUCUCAUUGAAUUUUCAACCUGAUGAUGAUCAACGAGUCUUUCCUUUGUCCACAUUAACGGGCCACUUGCAGAGCCAGGAAGAUGAGCCAACAGGACAAAUGACAGAUCUGUCAGAGGACAACGGGCACUGUUCCUCACCUUUCACUAAAGACAAACGCAAGAGAGGGUCAGAUUCUCGUCUCUCUAGAGACGAACAGAGGGCUAAAGCCCUCAAGAUCCCCUUCAGCAUCGACAUGAUCAUAAACCUGCCUGUUGACGACUACAAUGAGCUAAUCUCAAAGAACCAGCUGAAUGAGACCCAGUUGGCCCUGGUUCGGGACAUCCGCCGCCGUGGCAAGAACAAGGUGGCGGCACAGAACUGCCGCAAGCGCAAAAUGGAGAACAUCGUGGGGCUGGAGAACGAUUUGGACUCGCUCAAAGAGGAGAAAGUACGUCUGCUGGGUGAGAAGUCCCGCAAUGUGAGCAGCCUAAGAGAGAUGAAGAGAAAGCUGAACAGCCUGUACCUGGACGUGUUCAGCAUGUUGAAGGACGAGGAUGGCAACUCCAUCUCCCCAUCAGACUUCUCGCUGCAGCAGUCCACUGAAGGUAGCGUCUUCCUCGUUCCUCGUACUAAAAAGACUAUCAAAAGCUAAGACCAACCCCUUUCUAGUAAUGUACUGCAGCCAUGUAGUCGCACUAUGCAACAAAUUUCUCAGCUUUAAGUAUCAGUAGCUCUGCAGAAUUAUUGUAUAGUUUUUGGUUCUUCCUGGAUGUUGUAAUAUUUUUGAUAUUUUAUCUCUUUUGUACUCUGCCUUCUUAGUUGACGUGAUUAUUUGUAAAUAGACAUCUGAGAUGAAUAACUGUUACUGUACAUGUAAAUAUUCAUACGGUAUAUUGUAUAUGUAUGCUAAGUGAUCGUUAACCAAACACCCUAUGAUUUGCUGCACAUUCUUAUGCUUUUCAAUAAACCAUCCCAGAGCUA
Messenger RNA from Corythoichthys intestinalis (scribbled pipefish), 2325 nucleotides. It is a transcript of the gene nfe2l2a, whose product is annotated as nfe2 like bZIP transcription factor 2a. The record is from RefSeq and is a predicted model, not a curated record. Gene Ontology annotation, biological process: cellular response to oxidative stress; regulation of transcription by RNA polymerase II. NCBI's taxonomy places the organism in Eukaryota, Metazoa, Chordata, Actinopteri, Syngnathiformes, Syngnathidae. The coding region runs from base 218 to 1996 and encodes 592 amino acids. Gene Ontology annotation, cellular component: nucleus. Gene Ontology annotation, molecular function: RNA polymerase II cis-regulatory region sequence-specific DNA binding; DNA-binding transcription factor activity, RNA polymerase II-specific. The transcript has 6 exons.